Coregonus sp. 'balchen' is the source of this 4862-nucleotide messenger RNA. The record is from the annotation of a GenBank genome assembly. NCBI's taxonomy places the organism in Eukaryota, Metazoa, Chordata, Actinopteri, Salmoniformes, Salmonidae.
AUGGCGCCGUUCAAAUGGCCCCAGCCAAUGAGGAGUGGUGGUGAGAACACGCUGCUGAUAGGUUGUGCUGACACAGCCUUUGCUCGUACCAAAAUAAAUGAAGUAGUGCGCCUUUAUUAAUGGAAUGGGGGAAAAGCAAUGCUUUAUAAUCAUUCUGCACCUUCCCGAGAUGCCAUGUCCCUGAGAUGAAUAGGAGCCCGAUGAUAGAUGAGGCAUUUACUCCCAAGAAUGCAAGCACAACGCAUAUUGUAAUGGCCCUCUGAAAAAGUUUGAGAGACAAUACUUUGCUUUAGAGUGCAGACCAUUAUUCUUCCAUAAGGCACUGGCAAAGACUGACAAAAUAAUUCUCCCUAAAAGUUUGUGAUUGAUUAGAACAGCAGAUUUAAACCCUUUGAUGAUAGCAUAGUUAGGACAUUUGAACGCUCUCCAUGUCACCUUACCGGUGGUAGGAAGCUUAGUGGUUAAGAGCGUUGUGCCUGUAACCGAAAGGUCGCUGGUUCUAAUCCCUGAGCCGACAAGGUUAAAAAUCUGUCGAUGUGCCCUUGAGCAAGGCACUUAACCCUAAUUGCUCCUGUAAAUCGUUCUGGAUAAGAGCGUCUGCUUAUUGACUAAAAUGUAAAUGUAAAAUGUAUUAACGUUCAUUUCAACAUUAUACAGUGAGGGAAAACAUAUUUGAUCCCCUGCUGAUUUUGUACGUUUGCCCACUGACAAAGAAAUGAUCAGUCUAUAAUUUUAAUGGUAGGUUUAUUUGAACAGUGAGAGACAGAAUAACAACAAAGAAAUCCAGAAAAAUGCAUGUCAAAAAUGUUAUAAAUUGAUUUGCAUUUUAAUGAGGGAAAUAAGUAUUUGACCCCUCUGCAAAACAUGACUUAGUACUUGGUGGCAAAACCCUUGUUGGCAAUUACAGAGGUCAAACGUUUCUUGUAGUUGGCCACCAGGUUUGCACACAUCUCAGGAGGGAUUUUGUCCCACUCCUCUUUGCAGAUCUUCUCCAAGUCAUUAACAUUUCGAGGCAAACGUUUGGCAACUCGAACCUUCAGCUCCAUCCACAUAUUUUCUAUGGGAUUAAGGUCUGGCGACUGGCAAGACCAUUCCAGGACCUUAAUGUGCUUCUUCUUGAGCCACUCCUUUGUUGCCUUGGCCGUGUGUUUUGGGUCAUUGUCAUGCUGGAAUACUCAUCCACUACCCUUUUUCAAUGCCCUGGCUGAGGGAAGGAGGUUCUCACCCAAGAUUUGACGGUACAUGGUCCUUUGAUGCGGUAAAGUUGUCCUGUCCCCUUAGCAGAAAAACACCCCCAAAGCAUAAUGUUUCCACCUCCAUGUUUGACGGUGGGGAUGGUGUUCUUGGGGUCAUAGGCAGCAUUCCUCCUCCUCCAAACACGGCGAGUUGAGUUGAUGCCAAAGAGCUCCAUUUUGGUCUCAUCUGACCGCAACACUUUCACCCAGUUCUCCUCUGAAUCAUUCAGAUGUUCAUUGGCAAACUUCAGACGGGCAUGUAUAUGUGCUUUCUUGAGCAGAGGGACCUUGCGGGCGCUGCAGGAUUUCAGUCCUUCACGGCGUAGUGUGUUACCAAUUGUUUUCUUGGUGACUAUGGUCCCAGCUGCCUUGAGAUCAUUGACAAGAUCCUCCCGUGUAGUUAUGGGCUGAUUCCUUACCGUUCUUAUGAUCAUUGCAACUCCACGAGGUGAGAUCUUGCAUGGAGCCCCAGGCCGAGGGAGAUUGACUGUUCUUUUGUGUUUCUUCCAUUUGCGAAUAAUCGCACCAACUGUUGUCACCUUCUCACCAAGCUGCUUGGCGAUGGUCUUGUAGCCCAUUCCAGCCUUGUGUAGGUCUACAAUCUUGUCCCUGACAUCUUUGGAGAGCUCUUUGGUCUUGGCCAUGGUGGAGAGUUUGGAAUCUGAUUGAUUGAUUGCUUCUGUGGACAGGUUUCUUUUAUACAGGUAACAAGCUGAGAUUAGGAACACUCCCUUUAAGAGUGUGCUCCUAAUCUCAGCUCGUUACCUGUAUAAAAAGACACCUGGGAGCCAGAAAUCUUUCUGAUUGAGAGGGGGUCAAAUACUUUUUUCCCUCAUUAAAAUGCAAAUCAAUUUAUAAAAUUUUUGACAUGCAUUUUUCUGGAUUUUGUUGUUGUUAUACUGUCUCUUACUGUUCAAAUAAACCUAUACUGAUCAUUUCUUUGUCCGUGGGCAAAAGUACAAAAUCAGCAGGGGAUCAAAUACUUUUUUCCCUCACUGUAACAUGGGCCCAGAGUAUUUCCCGCAGGUCACAUAGUCAGGGCAAAAUUCCUGCACUCCUACGGUGUCCAUAUUUGGACAGCCUAAGGCAAAUCCUUCUGAGACUGAGGCUGUCCUAAUAUGGACACCAUACAGUUCAAGUCAACUUCUCUUUAGUCAUAGAGUAAACUCUCCCUGAGAAUGACCUCAAGGCAUCUGUAGUUUCUUCAGUCUUCAGUCUCUCCAACCAUGGAGGAGCUAAAUGUGACCUGGUAAUCUGGCUUAGUUUCAUACAUGGGAAACAACACACUGAGCAACACCCUCUAAUGGGGCUAUGCCCGCUGCUACCAUACUGGGUACUUCACGGGUGGUCUCCUUGCUCAGCCUGGAUCACUACCCACUUUCUCUGCUUAUGGACCCUCCCUGUCUCCUGCUCUUUCUCUCUCUUCUAUCUCUCUCCCUCUUUAUCUCUUCUUCUUUCCUCUCUGCCAUUUCUGAACUUUUGCACUCUCUUCUGGUCCUUCUUCUAUCUCUCUCUCUCACGCUCAUACUGCCCUCCUCUAUGUUCCUCUCUUUCGUCCUAGUUUUCUCCUCUCUUCUCUCCUGCCCUGUCUUCUCCCUGUCUACUAGCUGUCUCUUUUCUGUCUCCUGUCUUAUCGGUCCUCGAGCCCCCUCUCUGUAUCCUCUGCUUGCAUCUGCCUCUGGUCUUCUGCUGUACUGUCUUGCUCUCCUCUCCGUCUGUCCCUCUCCCCUCUCUCCCCGUCUGUCUUCUGUUCGUCUCCUUCUCUCCUUUCUUUUCUUUUCUUCCCUGUGUGUCUGUCUGUCUCUCUGUCUGUCUGUCUGUCUGUCUGUCUGUCUGUCUAUCUGUAUCUCUCUCUUUUAUCUUUCUCACUGUGUGUCUCUCUUAUCUCGUUCCCCCCUGUCGAGAGGAAGGAAGGAGAGAUACGGAGCCGUUCAAUGCACUGGAAGCCCAGUGUUGUCUCUUGUGGAUAGUGUCGCAGGGUAUCAGGGCUGCGUUGGUAGAGUGGAGAGCAGGGUAGCGCGCAGCGAAGGGGAAUAUGGGAAAGAGUGAGGCACUUCACCUCAUUAGAUGUGAUGCUCCUGCAGGCAUUCAGUUUUGUUUGGCUACAAUUUACCUCUGGCAGAAGGGUACCACUCAAGUCUGCUUGGUUUUGAUUUCACAAUGUGAAAGUGAAAGUGUUUGAUAACAACCAGUUUACAUGCAUUGAUAUGACACAGUUUACAUGCUCCAUGGCAUUCAUUCAUAACUGACCAAAUAAUGCUGCCACCAUUACCUAUCCCAGGGGUUACCAAAAUGUUCUCGCACACAAUCCCAAAUUGACAUCAGGAAAUUCCAGUGACCUCAACCAUUGAACCAUAUACGUUUGGGAACCACUGACCUAUAUUCUAAUCUCCAUGGUACUCUCUCUCUCUGCCCCCUCAGCUCCCCCCACGCCCAUUGCCCCUCCGGAGCUCCUGGCGGUGGGGGCCACCUACCUGUGGAUCAAGCCCAAUGCCAACUCCAUCAUCGGGGACGGCCCUAUCAUCCUGAAGGAGGUGGAGUACCGCACCACCACGGGCAACUGGGCCGAGACCCACAUUGUGGACGCCCCCACCUACAAGCUUUGGCAUUUGGACCCCGACGUGGAGUACGAGAUCAAGGUUCUGCUGACCCGGCCGGGCGAGGGGGGCACGGGACCCCCAGGACCUCCACUCAUCACCCGGACCAAGUGUGCUGGUGAGUUGAACAAUGCGGUUUCUUUGUCGGUGUUGUGUUUCUGUCGUUGUUCUAUUAUGUUGAUGUGCUCUUCUUUUUUUUGGGUCCCCAUUAGCUGACGCCUUAGUGACUGCUAGUCUUCCUGGGUUCCUUCUAACUAGAGAAUAAUUAAUAAUCUGUAUAUACUCCUAGUUUGAGGGAUAGUGUGGAUUUCUACUGCUCAUCUUUCAGUGCUGUAUACAUUGGGCUCCUGUUACCAGCUAUUUCCACUUUGAUGAUGGGAGCUAUAUUCCUAUUAUCUAAGUGAAGGUUAUUGAAUCCAUCACAUGUGAGAACAGUCACUUUUUCCAAAACGUGGAAAACGAGAACCAAAUAGAUUUUCCCUUGCAAAAGUAAAUCAAUGAGUUCACUGUGCACCACCUGCCAUCCAUCUUCUAUUGCCCAGUCGGCUUCUGAAGUUCACACUUCCUGAUUCAUCCGAGACUCUCAAGUUGCGUCCCAAACGGCACCCUAUUCCCUUUAUAGUGCACUACUUUUGACCAGUAGUUAUUGGCCCAGUGGGUGUUGUAUGGAGCUCGCAGAAGAAAUAAAUACUUCAUUUAAUAAAGGGACUGCUAAUCAGAUCAACCCUGUGCGUGCGUGUGUAUGAGAGAGACUGUGUGUGUUACUGUUUCUGUGUGUAUGAGAUCAACUGUGUUUGUGUGUGUGCAUGUGUUUGAGUUUUUGUGACUGUGUGUGUGUGUGCAACUGUGUCUAUAUGUGACUGUUUGCUUGUGCGUGUGUGUGCGUGCAAUGGCUCCUGUGGGGCUCUGAUGGGGAAUGGUAAUUGAGGUGAGCAGAUGAGCAGCCAUGGGAAGUCUCUGUUCUCCAGGUGAGAGAGAUGAUGAAGGAGCCGCGUGUGGCAGCGCCAACCCAGUGGGGAAGCACCAAUGA